ACGAACAAAGCCCGUUCCAGUGCGAAUAACGACCAUUCGACGGCGCAAAUUUAAAGGUCACAUCUCAGCUGUUCACUGGAAACAGACUAGGCACGGAAGGACUUCUGCCACCACUCUUUCCACUUUCCGGAAUCAACUGGACUCGAAACGACAAUUUGCGCGCCAAUUUAUGAAUGAAUACUGGAUUUCAUUCAUAAUCAUCCACCGUUUGGCCUUAGUUUGCCAACGUCCGUUCCGGUGCGAGCACCUACUCUAGAGAUACUUAAGGGCUUUACAACGAAACCGCGGUGCACGAUGUCCGUCAGUCAGGAAACGAUCGAGAUGAUCACGGCCGCCAUCAAGAGUGGAGCCAACAUUGGAGCAGGAACAUUGGUCCGUUCGAAGCUGACCAAUCGUCUAGUUUGGCAAAACAGCGAGCAUGACGAAAAUGACCCGUACAAGGAAUAUCUCCGAAUCAUCGGUGCCACGCAGUGCCAACCAGGAGCGGCAACGGGUGGACGUAUUGCCUUGGGUGAACUGCAUGCUCCCAAUCAAGUGUUGUCAACUAAGGCUGGCACCGGUUUUUCUGAGGAGAAGCACGUUUUGGGAAUCCGUAAAAAUAACAGUAAGCAUGACAAGGAAAACUGGCAAGCCCACUGGGAAAUUCUAAAGAAAGCCGGGAAGUAUUGCAGCUUCUGCAAAAGCAAUAAAGAAAUUCGUGAUGUUUAUUUGUCUCACAAUCUGAAGAGUCCGGACGGUGACGUAACAUGUCCGAUUUUGCUUGAGUGCGUGUGCCAGUGUUGUGGCAAGCGGGGUCACACGAUCGCAUACUGUCCGGAAAAUAAAACAGGAACCAGCAUCCUCAAGAUGAUUAACCGUCAUAAUCGAAUCUAGGCGCGUGAGUUGAAGAAGAACCAAUCCUACCUAAUCAUAUUUUCAAUAAUUUGACGUCACCUAAUUUUUAAGUCGAACGUUUGACUUUUGACCACUCUCUUAUAUGUUAUUUAUUUCAUAUAUUUAUUGCCUAAUUUAUUCAACAUACUCAAACCAUUUGUUACUCAAAUUUCUCAAAACUUUUGAACAUUUUUCAAAUGUUUGUCGUAUGAAAAUGUUUGCACUUAUAUUUCAUUUUCUUUUUUAAUGCUUGCAGCGACCAAUAGAAUAAGAUAAAAGAUGUUUGACCUUAAUAUAA
Messenger RNA from Wyeomyia smithii (pitcher-plant mosquito), 1171 nucleotides. RefSeq lists its product as uncharacterized. The record is from RefSeq and is a predicted model, not a curated record. Gene Ontology annotation, cellular component: perinuclear region of cytoplasm. Gene Ontology annotation, molecular function: zinc ion binding; mRNA binding. The transcript has 3 exons. The coding region runs from base 295 to 873 and encodes 192 amino acids. NCBI's taxonomy places the organism in Eukaryota, Metazoa, Arthropoda, Insecta, Diptera, Culicidae. Gene Ontology annotation, biological process: negative regulation of translation; oogenesis.